AUGUCAAUUCCAGGCUUGGGCCAGAUCCCGGUGCAGACCGUCCACUCCUCGACCCGCAUCAUCGUCCUCAAACCAUCCUGGGAAUGGCGUUUCGAAGUACCUGCAGGCCGCAAAAUCACUGUCAAAGCCCUCUCUGGCACCGCUGAAAAGGAUGGCGUUGAGCUUGCUCUUCGGAAUGCCUACUCCUUCAGUGCAAUAAAAUCCAAGAUUCUGACAUGGCACGGAUGCGAGCUCGAAGUCGAUGGACGGACUGACGACGAGUUCGUAGCGGAAUAUGCUUCGCCCGCGGCGAACCCCGCGAAUGCACAUGUGAAUCUCCACGCCAGACUGAAUGAGAUGCGGACUGCGGCUGUGUACGAGCGGAGAGAAGGCCCGAGGGUGCUGAUUGCUGGCCCGCCGACGACGGGGAAAACUACGCUCGUGAGGACGCUCGCGAGCUAUGCGACGCGGCAAGGGUUCGAGCCAAUUGUCGUGAAUGCCGACCCCAAGGAAGGCAUGCUGAGUCUGCCAGGGACGCUGAGCGCCAGCGUCUUCGCAACGGCGAUGGACCCUGAGGCUGUUGAUGGAUGGGGUACCACGCCGACGAGCGGGCCGAGCACUGUUCCUGUCAAAUUGCCGCUGGUGUACUACUACGGGAGAAAUUUACCGGAUGACGACCCCGAAUUCUAUAGAGAGUUGACGAGCAAGAUUGCCGGCACUGUGAGUGGGCGGCUAAGUGAGGACGAAGCUGUCCGAAGCUCCGGUGUGAUUGUGGACUCGAUGGGCGUCAGUGAGAAGAGUAAAAUUGGAGAAGACUUGCUCGCUCAUAUUGUCGACGAGUUAUCUAUCAACAUCAUCGUGGUCCUGGGCUCCAACAGAAUGACAGCCGAGCUCUCGAAACGCUUUUCUACCGAGAGGACUUCCCUCGGCGAACCGAUUCAAAUCGUUGGGCUCGAUCGCUCAGAAGGCGUGGUUGAGCGGGAUGAAGGUUUUUUGGAGUAUUCGAGAGAACAGGCUAUUAAGGAGUAUUUCUUCGGGGACGCCAGGAGAGCGUUGAGUCCGCAGAUUCAACAGACUGAUUUUGAUGCGCUCGUUAUUUAUAAAGCUUCUGACUACUCAGCGUACGAAAAAGCAACACUGUCCCGCGAUGAGCCUUCAUCGGUCAUGCAGCACUGGACCCUUGCCGUCAUGCACGCUUCGCCCAAGGACCCCCCCGAGGUGGUAAGGGCUGCGGCAGUGAUGGGAUUUGUCUAUGUUUCUGAUGUCGACGAGGACAGAAGGAAGAUUAAGUUGUUGGCGCCGGUGGGUGGUAGGCUGGGCGAUAGGCCGUUGAUUUUGGGGAGUUGGCCGGAGCCGUAUAUCAAUCUUUUGGGAUAA
Metarhizium brunneum ARSEF 3297 is the source of this 1356-nucleotide messenger RNA. The record is from RefSeq and is a predicted model, not a curated record. Lineage: Eukaryota; Fungi; Ascomycota; Sordariomycetes; Hypocreales; Clavicipitaceae.